Molecule: messenger RNA, 3410 nt
Organism: Hemicordylus capensis (graceful crag lizard)
Lineage: Eukaryota; Metazoa; Chordata; Lepidosauria; Squamata; Cordylidae
Gene: TPRG1
Product: tumor protein p63 regulated 1
Exons: 6
Coding region: 27-977 (316 amino acids)
Cellular component (GO): cytoplasm
Source: RefSeq, a predicted model, not a curated record
CUGCUGCAUUGGCCUCUCUGCUGCCCAUGCAAUGCAUUGCGGGAUACUGGAAGACCUCCAGAGCCCUCAUGCAGCCAGCUCCGCCGCACCUAUCGUGUGGCAACGUGGCGCAGCGGAGCACCGAUUCAUGUGGGCCAAGGACUGUCAGCAUGUCAGGUGGUGGAAGCAGCUCAGAGUUCCAGACAGUGGACAUGCAAAAGGAGGAGGAAGAGAAGAACCCGGGAGGGGACCAUUCCGGCCGGGGAAGCUCUCCAGAAACGCAGCCAAGGACACCUCCGGCCUUUGCCUCCAAGUCCAUUCUCUACCCCCGGCCGUACGCUGACCCAUGCAAUGCAAGGAGGUAUUUCGUCACAAGGUCAGGAGCAUUUGACCAAGCCAUGGAUGAUCUGAAGACCCACGUGGUGGAGAGCAUGGGAGAAUUUGCACACAGCUUCUGGCUGCUGACUGAGAUUGAUCACUGGAACAACGAGAAGGAGCGCGUCAUGGUGAUCACAGACUCCGCCCUCCUGGUCUGCAAAUACGACUUCAUUAUGUUGAAGUGCAUCGAGCUGAAGAAGGUUCCUCUGAGCUGCAUCGAGCGGGUCUGCCUGGGUCCCUUCACAUUCCCGGAGAGGUCUUUGGACAGACGGGAAGGAGAAGGCCUGCGGAUCUUCUGGGACAAAGUGCAAGAACCGACUUUCCUGUCCCGCUGGAACCCCUGGGCCACCGACGUGCCGUAUGCGACAUUCACGGAACACCCGGUGAAAAGCAGCAGCCAGAGGUUUGGCGCCAUCUGCCAGAUGUCCACAUUCUCCACUCAGUUGGUGCAAGCCAUUCAAAAUGUCCAGAGAAAUGACCCUGCAUCCAGCAGCAGAACCGGCGGAGUUGUGGUGGUGAACGAGCCCAUCCUCAUCGACACCUACACCGGGCUGAUGUCUUUCAUUGGGAACCGGAACAAGCUGGGUUAUUCCCUCGCUCGGGGGAGUGUGGGCUUCUGAAGCAGGCCAAGUUGGGGAUUUUUCUUUUGUGGUCUCUCUCAUGAAAUGUUGCUGAACAGGAUGGGGAUGCCCUCACACCUGGGGAUGCGCCACCACUCUUGCAAAAGCGCCUUCCGUUUUCCCAAGCCUGAUUCCUUCUGACUCUCUCAGGGAGUUCUGUUUCCCUGUGCUUCUGGAAAUGAAUGGCAAUUGUGGAGGAGCAUGCCAGCCGCCGUUCCUUUUGAGGAGCCUUGUGCCAGACCACUUCCCAGGGGGCAGCACUCUGCAUCUGGAAUUCUGAACCUAUCCCUUUUCAGCAAAGUUCUUUUCCUUCACUAUCUUAGACCUGCCACUACUUCAGUAUAUUAAAGAGAGUCUGCAUCAGUUUAUACAGUCAGCAGAAUCAAGUGGGAAAGCAUUUCCUGGACUGCACCACUUCUCCCUGCAGUUGUUAAUGGGACUGCCUGUUUAAAUCUUUUCCUGCAUAGUUGCAUGUAAGAGAGAACCUCUCAUAUGCAUUAAAAAAGGGGGAGGUGUUAUCCUCAACAGCCUGAAGUGGUAGAAAGGUCUGGGGAAAGAUUGGUAAUGGGGCAAACUCCCCAUUCAGGCUUGGAAUAAGGCUUGGGAAAACAAGAAUUUUCCCGCAAAAGUUGGAAAAUAGCUCUCUUCACCCCAAGGCUAAUUCUAUGCCAGAUUGGAUCCCAUCAUGUCCACUAGGGGUGUGCACAAAACACCUUUUGCAUUCCAAGCUUGGGACAGAAUGCAAAAUGCAUGGAACGUUCCAUUGGAACAACCAGUAGUGCCAGUUGUUCCACUGGAACAACCCCUUUCCAUCAGAAUAUUCCAACCCAUUCCGAGCGUCAUUUUGGAUUCUAAAAUGGCACUCUUCUGGCCUCUGCGCAUGUAUGUUGGCCGGAAGAGCACCAUUUUGGAAUCUAAAAUGGUGCUCAGAACAGGUCAGAAUGUUCCACCUUGGACUGGGUCAUUCUGAGCUCAAAACAAUUCCCCCUUUUAAGGGUUCUGAGCCCAGAAUGCUCAAAACGGUCCAUUUCGAGGUGGAACAUUCCAGCCACAAAACGAUCUGCACAUCCCUGAUGUGCACCAUGAUGUCGUGCUGGGGGCCUUUCCCUCCUUUAACUCCACCUAUGAGCCUCCUGAACCCUUCCUCCUACCUCCCUGCCCAUCUGCCUCCCGCUCUCCAAACACACUCCCAUCCCAUCCACUCAAAGGCCUUUUUGUCUUGGUGUGCAGCAGUGGCAGUGGUGGGGAGCUGAGAAGGGGGAUGAGCAGCACUACCAGCACCUCUGGCCAAAAGCUAUUGUGGUGUGCCAGGCCCCAAUAUGGGGGAGAGAAAGGCCUCUUUCCCUCCUGUUGCCCUCUUCUGCACCCUUUCCAGUUCUGCAAUGUCCUUUUUGAGGAUUAGGCUUAGGGGGCAGUAAGUGGGCAGGUGCGAGGGAGGGCAUCAGGGAUGCCAAGAACCCGACUUCUCUCGCUCAGCCAGAGAAAAACUUCCAUGGCUGUUAUGCUUGCUUUACAUGUGGGAGGUGAAUAUGAUCAGCCACCAACAUUUGGAUUUCUGAGUCAGGAAAUGCUGAAAUACUCAAAACGAUUUGCUGCUUGAUUCUGCUGAUGGUCUAGAGCCAGACACCUGUUUGGGGACACUAAAUUCAGGAACAAUGCUAGAAAUGACUGAACAGGCUGGAUUCGGCAACCACAAUCUUCAAAAUACUGAAAAUGCUAAAUUUGGCAACCAUUCACUUAAUUCUGCUGUGUGGGGGGCAUCUCCACAGGGGCAUUACUUCAGUUGCUCAAAUUGUUCAUGCAGUUUAACUUCCUGUGCUCACUGAAAGGGGAAAGCGAUGGCAGAAACACAGACUUCUUCUUUUUGAAAAACAAGGAGACUGCAUCACCUGACUCCUGAGUCCCUGUUCAUGUUAGAAAACGGGUGAUUGACUUGGCCAGUAGAGAAGGGGGAAGCUUGAGGGCCAGGAUUCGGGCAGGGCCAUGGUAUUGGAAGUACGGAGGCCGCGUGGAGGUGUGGUAGGGCACACCUCACACAGUGCACAUGGAGAAAAGAUGCUCUGUGAUAGAUGCAAGAGAAUUAAAACUUGCAAUCUGAGAUUCAGUGAGCUGCACAACAGCCUCCCCUCUGGGAUAUCUUUUAAAGAAAAUAUUAUUAAGAAGAAAAAGUGGGGAAACUUAUACUUCUUGAAAGGCAGGCAUUUACUAUUGCAAAUAAGAUGCCAAAAGGAGUAGGAGGAAGAAACUAAAAAGAGAAAAUCCAAAAAAAGUAAAAUCAAGCAGUAUAUUUUUUUCAUUUAAAAUCUGAGUGUGACAAAGCAUUUCAGCAAACACAGAUAAGUGGCUAUUACAGAUGAAUCCCAAAGGUCUUUGCUUGAUAUGUGGCAAAACUGUUCUGCCUUUGUCCAUUGCAAUUAAAAAUAUAUGAAGAUA